AUGGCGUCCAGCCAGAGUGCUGGCACUUUCUGCGGUGCCUCUCAAUCUCAAUUAGCCCUUGCCUUGGCGAUUGUCAAGUCAAAGCCGUCGCAUAUUACGGUCAAAGACCAUAUUCUCUCAAUACGGCGACAUAUCUGUAACGGUAGAAAUCACCAUGCUCCUGAGAUGCCAGAGAAAUAUCUAGACAGCAUAACUUUCUGGCGGGAGGCAUAUGAGAAGUCAGAGUCUGCACAGAGCAAACUCCUUGAUAAGGUCUAUGAGCUGGAGCAACAGAAUGCAUCUUUGCUUGCUAAAGGGAGAGGAAACACUCUUCUCGGAUUUGAAGAGUCCAUGGCAAAGAGGAGAGUGAAUGGCAAUGGAGAUUCAACGGUGUCGAACCACUCCCUGAAGCGGGCUAAGACGGCGAAAAAUAGCAGAUCGAAUACAUCUCGUGCCCAGGAUAAACAAUUCCUUAGUGGAAGCGCAGAUGAGCUUGGAUAUUCUGACAGUGCUACAACUCCGCUCUUAAGACAUUUCCAUGCCCUCCAAAAACAACUGCAAAAGAAGACUGAUCCCGACGCCCUCGUUUCUACCUCUGUUGCGCUUUGUGAAACGGUUGACCUGUCGAUUCGGUCAAGAAUUGGCGAGAGAAAUGCCAGGACAAUGAAUUUAGGAAAACGAAAAACGUUACAGCCUCGCGAUCCAGACUUACAGCAUAUUUUAAAGGGAUUGAGCCCUUGUUAUCCGUUCCUUGUGCAGGCCUUGAACAAGGUGUCAGAGAAAGAUCCCACAAGCUCCGGUAUCGGGGUUAUCACUUACCAUGUUGUCAAUCUUUUUUAUAGAGUUCUUAGUCACUCUCAUCAGUAUAUCCUGUCAAAGGCAAAGGACAACAUAGCACAAGAAAAAUCUGUGGGUAAAAAAGUGAAACAGGGAUCCAAAACGAGAUUGACGAAAUCAACCGCCUCCACUUCUACUCAGCCUCCUUCGGAUGAGGAAAUCACCUUGAAACUUUUCUCUAAUUUUCUUACGGGCAUGAUUCUUUCGCUCAACCCCGUAAGGCCAGAAGAGAAUUGCUUACUAGAAGGGUUUCUAUUCUCACUUCUGGAGCAUGUGGGAAAAAUGCUCUCCCUCUUUGUGUUCAAAGAAUUAUAUUCCAAUCCCGACCUACGCUUGAAUUCCGCAAAGUUGCCGGUGCCUGGUAAUUUCGACAAAGAGUAUGCUGCCAGGGGAGAAAUGGCGGUUGCCCAGCGUGCUGCCGAGAGUGAAGCAAAGCAUCUCAUUUGGAUUCUUGAGCGGGCAAUUGCGUUUACGGACCAAUUUGAGCGUCCCAGCGACGAGACAAAUACACAUUCGGUUUCAACGGAAGCAACGAUACCACAAGGGAUGCUGGAGCGUGCCAGAACUAAACUGCAGAAUACGCUUUUGAAAGGGAUUUUUGGAGAGAAAGAGCAGGAGUUUAGGGAUUCUUUGAAAAUGCCAGAGAAGCCGGCUUAUUCACCUGGCGAACGCUCAAUUUCUAGGCAAACGCACGUUUCAGUAGAAAAGGAACCUGCUGAGUGGUUUACGCAAGAAGUGUGGAGAUUGGUUGGGUGGGACGUGUUGCUGAAGGAGAAGGAAUACUAA
Messenger RNA from Paracoccidioides brasiliensis Pb18, 1602 nucleotides. RefSeq lists its product as uncharacterized. The transcript is spliced from 3 exons. The coding region runs from base 1 to 1602 and encodes 533 amino acids. The record is from RefSeq and is a predicted model, not a curated record.